UUGCCAAGCCCGACCUGCUUUUGGUUCCUUGUUUGCGAGCCCGACGCCGUCCACAAGGAGGCACGACCAGCAAGCAACAUGCGUUCCGGACAAGGCUUAGGUUGUACGAGCAGUGAGAUGCGUUUUGGACAAUGUUACCGGCGCAUGGGUUGCUUUCAAUGCCUUGUGUUGCACCCCUCGAGUCGUUUCGGUAUGCUAGCUCAUCUGGUUUCUCCCGUCGCGCGUACCUAUAUAUCUUUCAACUUGUUAAUAUUUUAGGCGAUUCAAAUUAGCUAUCGCCAUGUACCCCAAGUCAUCCUACCUCGUUCUCAUCGUCGCGUGCCACCUUCUAAUGCUUGUGACUCUAUCGAAAGGCGCGCCUCAUCCCGCGACAGCCAGUGAGACUGCGAGCAACGCCAAAAAAUGUGACUAUACCAGGGGGAGGUGGUUAAGCACCAGCGCGAUACCCGGCUACCAGCCGCCGUAUCCCGACGCGUGUAUUGCCUCGCUCAAGUGCCCGCAGCCUCUGCCGGGCCAGAAGCGCCCCGCCGCGUACGCGUGGCUGCCCGACCCGCCCUGCUCGCCCCAGCACUGGCGAAAACAGUCCAACCAGCUACUAACAAUGUACAGGGACUCCACGAUGGCAUUUAUCGGGGACUCUUUUAACAGUGCCGUGGUGGAAUCGCUCAAGUGCAUUCUCGCUCAGGCCUCGCCGUACCAGGCAGAGACGAUCAAGAUAGGGCAACUCAAGUACUCGUGCCUCCGUUUCAUCAAGUUCAACUUGACUGUCAUGAGCAUCAGCAGCGGCUACCUCGUCAACAACCCUGCCUAUUCUGGAAGCAAUGUGACCUACCCCAACCCCCGGUGGACCGUGGUGCUGCCGCGCACCCGAGCAGCCGUCUUCACUGCGGGCCAUUGGUUCUUCCACGAGAAGCAACCCCCACCAUUGGAUCGACUCCGAUCCGCCUUUGCCCUCACGCGCAACCACCUCCAGUCCACCAACUACAGCGGCCGCGCACUCGCCCUCUCCUUCUCCCCCCUCCACGUCACCAAGGCCUGCAGUGUGGCUAAGGCACCGCUCCCUGCCUCCUCCUCUCCUGCUGCAAUAGCAAAUGUGACUGUAUCGAAUGCGAUUCCCGCUCUUAGAGCACAGAAGUGGGUGUUGCGGGGUUCGAGGCUGCGGCUGGUGGAUGUGACUACAAUGAGCCGAUUCAGGGUGGAUGCGCAUUUAAGGCGGAAAUCCGAGCACGAGAGGAUGGACUGCAGCCAUUGGUGCUUGCCUGGCGUGCCUGACAGCUGGAAUCAAAUCCUCAUCUCGCACCUGCUGGGGCAGCAGGAUUGAUGGCGAUGCACCACACACGCUGGUGAAGUCCUCUGCAGCUAAUGGGAAAAUAUGGAGAAAACAUGUAUCCUGUACAGACUCGUUGGAACGCUGUAAAUGUUGCUCAUCAAUGUAACAUGUGAUUACUUG
Closterium sp. NIES-67 is the source of this 1450-nucleotide messenger RNA. The record is from the annotation of a GenBank genome assembly. NCBI's taxonomy places the organism in Eukaryota, Viridiplantae, Streptophyta, Zygnematophyceae, Desmidiales, Closteriaceae.